AUGAUAGAGACAAAAUACUUAAGGGGGAUUGACACAGUGGAAAAAAGUGGAGAUAUUCAAAUUGAAUUGCAGACAGAACAAGAGGGCAUGGAUGAAAAAUUUGAAAUAAGCGAAAAUCACAAGAGAUAUUUGCCUGUUUUGAUCCCAGUGCGGAGAAUGAAACAAUUUGGACAAUGUUCCAUUAUUCCAUUUGCCUCUGCGUUCCCAGCAGUGAUUGGGAACCUGGAUGCAAAUCGAUUACGCGUCGCAUCGAGUCGGUCGCUGGAUAAAUGUGUCAACCAUAAACCCCCAAGCAUCAACCAUAAACCCCCAAGUGUCAACCAUAAACCCCCAAGUGUCAACCAUAAACCCCCAAGCAUCAACCAUAAACCCCCAAGCAUCAACCUUAAACCCCCAAGCAUCAACCAUAAACCCCCAAGCAUCAAACUUAAACCCCCAAGCAUCAACCAUAAACCCCCAAGCAUCAACCUUAAACCCCCAAGCAUCAAACUUAAACCCCCAAGCAUCAACCAUAAACCCCCAAGCAUCAAACUUAAACCCCCAAGCAUCAACCAUAAACCCCCAAGCAUCAAACUUAAACCCCCAAGUAUCAACCAUAAACCCCCAAGCAUCAACCAUAAACCCCCAAGCAUCAACCAUAAACCCCCAAGCAUCAACCAUAAACCCCCAAGCAUCAACCAUAAACCCCCAAGCAUCAACCAUAAACCCCCAAGCAUCAACCAUAAACCCCCAAGCAUCAACCAUAAACCCCCAAGCAUCAACCAUAAACCCCCAAGCAUCAACCAUAAACCCCCAAGCAUCAACCAUAAACCCCCAAGCAUCAACCAUAAACCCCCAAGCAUCAACCAUAAACCCCCAAGCAUCAACCAUAAACCCCCAAGCAUCAACCAUAAACCCCCAAGUAUCAACCUUAAACCCCCAAGCAUCAACCAUAAACCCCCAAGCAUCAACCAUAAACCCCCAAGCAUCAACCAUAAACCCCCAAGUAUCAACCUUAAACCCCCAAGCAUCAACCAUAAACCCCCAAGCAUCAACCAUAAACCCCCAAGCAUCAACCAUAAACCCCCAAGCAUCAACCAUAAACCCCCAAGCAUCAACCUUAAACCCCCAAGCAUCAACCUUAAACCCCCAAGCAUCAACCAUAAACCCCCAAGCAUCAACCAUAAACCCCCAAGUAUCAACCUUAAACCCCCAAGCAUCAACCAUAAACCCCCAAGCAUCAACCAUAAACCCCCAAGCAUCAACCUUAAACCCCCAAGCAUCAACCAUAAACCCCCAAGCAUCAACCAUAAACCCCCAAGCAUCAACCUUAAACCCCCAAGCAUCAACCAUAAACCCCCAAGCAUCAACCAUAAACCCCCAAGCAUCAACCUUAAACCCCCAAGCAUCAACCAUAAACCCCCAAGCAUCAACCAUAAACCCCCAAGCAUCAACCAUAAACCCCCAAGCAUCAACCAUAAACCCCCAAGCAUCAACCAUAAACCCCCAAGCAUCAACCUUAAACCCCAAGCAUCAACCUUAAACCCCCAAGUAUCAACCUUAAACCCCCAAGCAUCAACCAUAAACCCCCAAGCAUCAACCUUAAACCCCCAAGCAUCAACCUUAAACCCCCAAGCAUCAACCUUAAACCCCCAAGCAUCAACCAUAAACCCCCAAGCAUCAACCUUAAACCCCAAGCAUCAACCAUAA
Procambarus clarkii (red swamp crayfish) is the source of this 1689-nucleotide messenger RNA. The record is from RefSeq and is a predicted model, not a curated record. Lineage: Eukaryota; Metazoa; Arthropoda; Malacostraca; Decapoda; Cambaridae.